This is a messenger RNA of Vigna angularis (adzuki bean), 2235 nucleotides long. RefSeq lists its product as uncharacterized. NCBI's taxonomy places the organism in Eukaryota, Viridiplantae, Streptophyta, Magnoliopsida, Fabales, Fabaceae. The transcript is spliced from 4 exons. Bases 1 to 2235 code for a protein of 744 amino acids. The record is from RefSeq and is a predicted model, not a curated record.
AUGGCCGCCAAUCCAAAUGGUCAUGGUGAUGGCCAAGCUAGACGCACCUUGGAGGACUAUUCUACAUUCUCAGGGCCUCUUCACUUUAACAGCAUUUCUAGGCCAAGAGUUAAUGCCGCCAACAUGGAGAUAAAGCCUGCUCUCAUCCAUUUGGUGCAGAACAAUCAGUUCCAGGGCCUUUCUCAUGAGAAUCCGUACAAUCAUUUGGCCACCUUCAUUGAGAUAUGUAAUACUGUGAAGAUUCAUGAUGUUCCUGAUGAAGCUAUAAGGCUGAGCCUGUUUCCAUUCUCGUUGGUAGGAAACGCCAAGGUGUGGUUGAAUUCUUUUCCUGAGAAUAGCUUCACGGCAUGGGAGGACGUGGUUGCCAAGUUCCUCAACAAAUACUUCCCACAGUCAAAAGUUAAUAAAGGGAAGCAGGAAAUCUCAUCUUUUCAGCAAGAUGGUAGUGAAACUUUGAGCCAAGCAUGGGAUAGGUUCAAGGGCUUACUACGAAGGACGCCCACUCAUGGGCCAGACAACAAAAUGAUAUUAGAUGCAGCGGCUGGAGGAACAAUGAUGUCUGUAGAUGCAGAACAAGCAACAAGAAUCAUUGAGGCACUAGCAUCUACACACCAUCAAGCCCAACAUAACAGACAAACAGUUCAACGGAAAGGAAUUCUUGAUCUCAGCACUACAGAUGCAAUUUUAGCUCAGAAUAAAAUUUUGACUCAGCAGAUGGAAGCAUUAACCAAACAGAUGGCUAACUUACCUGAGCAAUUAAAAGCAGUACAAUCUCCUCCUAGUCAACAACCCAUGAGAUGUAACUUCUGUGGAGGUGACCAUCCCAACGGUCAUUGUUCAUAUCAAAGUAGCUCACAAGAAGGAGAAGUUCAAUAUGUGAGUAAUCAAGGAAGAUCAGGGAAUUUCUCUAACAACAAUAACUUUUCACAGGGGUGGAGAAACAAUCAAAGUCAGAAUUUUGGAUGGAAACAAGAUGAUGGUCCUUCAAAUAGACAACCUCCUUAUCAGCAUCAACAACAAAAUCCUUCUGUGUAUGAAAGAACAACCAAAUUAGAGGAUACUUUAGAAAAAUUCAUGCAAGCUUCUAUGACCAAUCAGAAAAAUACAGAAGCUUCAAUCAGGAAUCUUGAAACACAGGUGGGACAGUUGGCUAAACAACUAUCAGAUCAACAGGCAGGUCAUUUUUCAGCCACCCAAACUAAUCCCAAGGAGCAUUGUAAAUCAAUUACUACCAGGAGUGGUACAAUUGUGGGAAGAGGGAUAGGAGACAAUCUUGUUGUGGAGGAGGAAAUUAAUAUUCCAUUUGUGGAAGCUAUGGAGCAGAUGCCAACUUAUGCAAAAUUCAUGAAAGAGCUCCUGACAAAGAAAAGAAGAUUUUCUGAUGAGACAGUGGAGCUUGAAGCAGGCUGCAGUGCUAUAAUCCAAAAAUCAUUACCCCAAAAAUCCAAGGACCCUGGAAGUUUCACCAUUCCAGUCACAAUUGGGACAUUGGCAGUAGGUAAAGCCUUACUUGAUUUGGGUGCUAGUAUAAAUUUGAUGCCUUUGUCCAUGCUAAGAAGGAUAGGAGAUUUGGAAGUAAGGCCUACACGGAUGACAUUACAAUUAGUUGACAGAUCCCUAAAAUAUCCUUAUGGUGUGGCAGAGGAUGUCUUAGUUAAAGUUGAUAAAUUCAUGUUCCCAGUUGACUUUGUGGUAAUGGAUAUUGAGGAGGAUGUUGAAGUUCCUCUGAUUUUGGGAAGACCUUUUAUGAAGACUGCUAAGGUCAUUAUUGAUGUUGAUGAUGGCAAACUAAAGGUUAGAGUGCAGGAUGAUGAAGUCAACUUUAAUGUUUUUGAAGCAAUCCAGCAUCCUAAUGAUAAACAACAAUGUUUCAAAAUGGAUGUGGUAGAUGAAAUUUGUCUAGUAGCCAGGAAGCAAUUGGCAAAAGCAAGUCCAUUGGAGAUCUCAACACUGUCACUGCUGGUCGCACCUGUCCGGUGCCGUUCGUCGUUGUCUGCGGCUGUCUCGUCACUAUUUGUAGCUGUCAACUGCAAUUUCAAGUUUUUCAACUUGGUUGCCAUCCUUGUAUCAGUCCGCUACCGUCUGUCGCCAUCCGCCGUCGUCCGCCGCCACUGUUCCGUCUGGCGACCACUGAAUCUGGUUCGCCUCUUCACGCGACAGCCAACCACGCUGGUGGGUUCGCCUGAUUCUCCUCCACGCUCCGUCACGCGCCACCUCUUUGCGCGCUGCGAAUAG